AUGCCCUUCCUCACAUCUCUCCUUCCCAACAUCACCUACGUCGCUUCACUUUCUUGUUCUGCCCUGUCCACCAUGUUCAGAUCUUUCUCGCGCGCUCUGGACGCUCAGGCUGACAAUUUCGCCUACACCUCCGACUCUUUCGUCGACAUGCGCCGCGGCAUCUGGACUGACUGGUCAUUCCAGAGACUUUGGAUCCACCCUGCCAUCGAUCCCGCUGCACACGAUGCUACGUCCACCGUUUUCGAACUACCCAUUCACAUGAUCGCCAAGAUCGAGGUCAAGUGGGGUCUCUUGAACGGCGUGCGCACUGGAAACUCGAUCAAGGUUUUCUUCAAGAACGAAACCACUGGUCGUCUCAUUGACGGUCUUGUCGUCGAAAUCCCUUUCCCCGACUACGUCCACGGUUUCAGGGUCGAUUCUUUCUGUGAAAUUACCACCUUCCACAACAUCACCCGCUUUGCAACGCUCUCCACAAUUCACGACCAAGCCGUUGUCUAUGCAGUCGAGGGCAGUGAACCUGCCUCUACUGCCGACCCCCGCCUCGCCAACCAUGUGACUCGAAAACGAGGACAUGGCUCUGCCGAGGCCGAGGGCGUUGCUGUCAGCAAUGGCGACGACGAGUUCUUCGAUGCCAUUGUUGAGGCGGUCUCUAGCCAGAUCGAGCGUCUCGUCCCUCUCAGUGCCGCUCAGCAAGGCGUUGCCGCCGAGCAGCCAGUCAUCUCAGCUGCUGCCUCGCCUGUCAUCACCAGCGUCUCACCUCCUGCCUCGCCCGUCCAUGAUGUUACGGGUCAUGCCUCGCCUCUCAUCGCCGGCGCCUCACCUCCUACCUCGCCCGUCAUCAAGG
Molecule: messenger RNA, 844 nt
Organism: Aureobasidium melanogenum CBS 110374
Lineage: Eukaryota; Fungi; Ascomycota; Dothideomycetes; Dothideales; Saccotheciaceae
Exons: 1
Source: RefSeq, a predicted model, not a curated record